AGAACCGCGUCAAAGACUGAAUUUAAAAAGAUGUUUCUUCCUCUUACGUUAGAUAUAAUCCUUGGUCAAUGUUCCAACCUCUUCUCACCUAACCCUUCAUUCAUCCCUUCCAAUCCAAUCUCUUCUUCCGUUCCCUUGUUGCCCUUAUUCUCUCAGAUGGAGCUGCAUCACAGAAAGUUACUUGAGCUUCCAGAUACUCCUGGUUACGUUAAACCAACUCCCAACAACCACAAAACCACAUUCUUGAUCGUCGGCUUUUCCGUUGUAGCCGCCGUUUUCGUUGUCCUCUGCUCCUACGCCAUCUAUGUCAAGUUUUUCUCUUCUAGGAACAGGUCUGUGAGGAGAAGCUUGUCACGGCCUCAAACUGAGGAAGAUUUCUUGGACGAAGAAGCACAUGGCCCUGUGGUUGACCACCCCAUCUGGUACAUCCGCACCACCGGCCUCCAACAAUCAGUGAUCGGUUCCAUCACCGUUUGCAAGUACAAGAAAGAUGAAGGCUUGAUUGAAGGGUCGGAAUGUUCCGUUUGUUUGAGCGAGUUUGAAGAGGACGAAAGUCUCAGGCUUUUGCCUAAGUGUAACCACGCUUUUCACUUGCCUUGCAUUGACACCUGGCUUAGAUCGCACACCAAUUGCCCCAUGUGCCGUGCUCCUAUUGUUACUGACCCCACAAGGGUUCCUUCCAUGGACACCAAUGCUUUUGUGGAAGUGGAGAGUGGUAGCGGUGGUGGAGAAGAACAUAAUCAUGUUCAAGCUCAAGCUCAACCCCAACAUGGUGAUGAUUUUUUGAGGGGUGAGGAAGAGGGAGAAGUUGAAGUGUGUGAAACUGAGAACAUGGCUUCAGAAGUGAUCGCUGUGCAACCAAGAAGAUCAGUGUCUCUUGAUUCUUCUUCUGCUGCUAAGAUCAGUCUUCCUCUUGCUACUGUUGUGUCAGGAGAUUCUCAUGGAAAUAAUUCAAAGAGAAUUAAAGGUGGUUGCAGUUCUUCUUCUUCUUCUUCUUCUUCCAUCAAAAGGUCACGAUCCUUCAAUGCCAAGCACUUAAUAUCAUGGUAUGGGCGCAGCCAGAGAAAGCCAAAUGCUCCAUUGAGAAGCUUCUGAUGGAUUGGAAGUUGGAAGUUCUCAAUAGAAAUGAUUAUUAGGUACUCUGGAACCUCCUGUAUUUAUAGUCUUCAUUAAUCUCUAUACAACAUACACUCACCUAUUUCUGCUGUUUAUGAAAAAGAUUAAUAACACUUUAAUUAUAGGUUACAUAGAGAUUAAUGAGGAUCAUAAACCUAGUAGUUUUCCAGUCUUUUGCCAACUAGAGUGUAGAUUCUGACUCUCAACAAGGUGAGGGUUUGAAGGGUUUCUGUGUGAUGAUCAAGUGCACCUACAAAGUAUAAUUGCUUUGUUUGCCUCAAGUUAGCAGGUGUGAUGUCUGUUCUGCUUUCUAAGAGGCAAUGUAACAACCACUUUAUGUGCAUACCUUUUUUCUCAUCCGACAUGAUGCAUGGAUGCUGAAAAUAAAUGCAGGACAUAUUGUCUAACAUUCAGCAAUUAAUGUAUAGUAAUAUGUUAUGAAA
Vigna radiata var. radiata (mung bean) is the source of this 1559-nucleotide messenger RNA. RefSeq names its product RING-H2 finger protein ATL52. The record is from RefSeq and is a predicted model, not a curated record. Bases 31 to 1095 code for a protein of 354 amino acids. Gene Ontology annotation, biological process: protein ubiquitination. NCBI's taxonomy places the organism in Eukaryota, Viridiplantae, Streptophyta, Magnoliopsida, Fabales, Fabaceae. The transcript has a single exon.